AAAUAAUGCUCCAAAAGCAUCACCAGAAGUGAUCCAUUCGCGUCACUUUGCCGCAGCGAAAGCAAGAAGCUGAAAAGUAGCCACAAAACAACACAGACUUGGAUUAUUGUGUCACUCUUAUCAAAAUCAAGUUUUAGAAGUUACUCGACGCAAUACUUAAAAAAAUCCAACCAUGGGAUCCGCUUUCUCCAAACCACCGCCUACCGUCAAGCCUCGCAACGACGAUCGCAUCAAGGGUGCUAGAGAGCACAUUGAGCCUAUUGUGGCAGCGUUGGAGUCGCUCAACGAAAAGAUCCAAGGACAGGUCGUCCUUGCUCCCAAGUUGGGCGCCGACGAAACUUCUUCCACGGCGGACGAGAUUUAUCAUGAGCACCGCGAGCGCCCCUUUUACUUGAACGAUGCCAACUAUCCCAGUGCCAUUGUUCUUGUCAAGACUCAUGAGGAUGUCUGUGAAGCAGUCAAGUUUGUCGCGUCUCUCGAUACUGCCAAAUACAAACUCUGCAUUGCGGGUGGUUGUCACUCGGCCUACUGCAUGGUCGAUCACAGUAUCGUGGUAGACAUGAAGAAUCUGAACGAGUGUGUGGUGGAUACCGAUGCCCUCUGUAUGACGAUUGGAGGAGGUGCCAAAAUCGAGGACGCGCACGCCGCACUCAAGGGCACCGGAUAUGGAUUUGCAACUGGUACCAAUGGUGACACUGGAAUUUCGGGAUUGACCAUGGCCGGAGGCGCCGGCUACUUGGGAGGUACGGCGGGAUACGGAUGUGACACUGUGACGGCAGCGAAAGUGGUCUUGCCUUCUGGAGAAUUGGUGACUGCGACGGACGACAAUGAGCACGCCGAUUUGCUGCGAGCAUUGCGAGGCGGUGGAGGUAACUUUGGCGUGGUGGUGGAAUGGACCUUCAAAAUAUACGAUGUUUCCAAUGUGCUUGGAGGGACCGUCGUACAAAUGUGUCCGACUAUGAACUCCAUCAAGAGAGUAUUCACCCAUUAUGCAGAAUGUCUGGAGGAUAUUCCAGAUGAGUGCUACUCCAUUUGUGCCUUGCCUGCUGGAGCUCCCGUCUUUGCCAACGUCUUGACCAUGAUCGGUCCGGAUACACCCAAAGAAGUAGCCGAAGUGCCAUUCUUUCAACGAAUUUGCAAGCUGGAUGGUGCCUGGUUCAAAAUCAGCAACGAUCUGGGACGAAAGGACUACAUUGAAGAGGUCACUGUCAUGCUGGAGCCUCUCCAGAAAAGAACCUUUGGCGUGGCAUUGGGAGCCAUGGUGUACAGUUUUGACGAAGCCAUGCGCGAUGCCCUCAUCCACUUUGCUCGAGUGGAUUAUCCCAAGAAGAAUAAGCGCGGUUCUGCCAUUUUGGUCCUGGGAUUGACCGGAGAAAUGAGGCGGAACGAUGGCAGCAAAUCCUCCUUGCGCCAUCGCAAGGCUCAAGCCUGGGUGGUCGUUAAUGGAGAGUGGGACCCUUGGGCCAGUGAGGAAGACAUCCAAGCGGUCAAAGAUUGGACGAAGCGGAUCAAGGCCAAGAUUGUUGAGCUGGGAGGAGAGGAUGGACCUCACAACUUUUGUGAUACAGAUGGUCGCCGCAUCAAGUUCUUUACGGAUGAGCAACGUUCCUUCUUGGAGGGAGCCAAGAAGAAGUACGACCCUAACAAUCUGAUGACUCUCAACAAGAAUAUUAUCAGUCAUGCGGAGUAGAGGGUGACAAGGACAUGAUCAAAAAUUAUUUGGAGUAGAUGGAACAAUCACCAGCUUGGGUGGCGAGUCCAAGUAGUACCGGCAGUGUCUUUUAUGCCGAGACUGGCCAAGGGCUUGCUUGAGCAGAAGGGAAGGGCAACCUGUAAUGCAAUGUACCGCUUCGUAGAUAAUCCACCUACUCUAAACCCCGCGAUAUAAUGCACCGUACACGAUAUUUUACGAA
This is a messenger RNA of Seminavis robusta, 1913 nucleotides long. The record is from the annotation of a GenBank genome assembly. Lineage: Eukaryota; Bacillariophyta; Bacillariophyceae; Naviculales; Naviculaceae.